AUGUCGGCAGAAGAGCUUCAGGACGUUCCGGAGGGUGAGAUUGAGUCCAACUGGGACCAAGUCGUCGACAACUUCGAUAACAUGGACCUCAAGGCCGAACUCCUGCGUGGCAUCUACGCCUAUGGUUUCGAGCGCCCUUCUGCCAUCCAGCAGCGCGCAAUUGUCCCCGUCAUUAAGGGACACGAUGUCAUUGCCCAGGCACAGUCUGGUACUGGCAAGACUGCCACCUUCUCCAUCUCGAUCCUCCAGCAGGUCGACCUCAACAUCAAGGGCACGCAAGCUCUUAUCCUCGCACCGACGCGUGAGCUCGCCCAGCAAAUCCAAAAGGUCGUCAUCGCCCUCGGCGACUACAUGAACAUCGAAUGCCAUGCGUGUGUUGGUGGUACCAACGUCCGUGAGGACAUGGCCAAGCUCCAAGAGGGCGUCCACGUCGUGGUCGGCACGCCUGGUCGCGUGUUCGAUAUGAUCAACCGCCGCGCUUUGGUCACGAAUAACAUCAAGAUUUUCUGUCUCGAUGAGGCCGACGAGAUGUUGUCUCGUGGUUUCAAGGACCAAAUUUACGAGGUGUUCCAGCUUCUGCCGCAGGACACGCAGGUCGUGCUUCUGUCUGCGACCAUGCCCGCCGAUGUGUUGGAGGUGACGAAGAAGUUCAUGCGUGAUCCCGUCCGGAUUCUCGUCAAGCGUGAUGAACUCACCCUUGAGGGUAUCAAGCAGUUCUAUAUCGCGGUAGAAAAGGAGGAAUGGAAGCUCGACACUUUGUGCGAUCUCUACGAGACGGUUACCAUCACCCAGGCGGUCAUCUUCUGCAACACAAGGCGAAAGGUCGACUGGCUCACGGAGAAGAUGCACGCCCGCGAGUUCACGGUUUCAGCGAUGCACGGUGACAUGGACCAGAAGCAGCGCGAGUUGCUGAUGAAGGAAUUCCGUUCGGGGUCAUCCCGAGUUUUGAUUACAACCGAUCUUCUCGCACGUGGUAUCGACGUGCAGCAAGUGUCGCUCGUCAUCAACUACGAUCUCCCCACGAACCGGGAGAACUACAUUCACCGUAUCGGUCGUGGCGGUCGUUUCGGUCGUAAGGGUGUCGCAAUCAACUUCGUCACCACCGACGACGUCAGGAUGCUCCGUGACAUUGAACAAUUCUACAACACCCAAAUCGACGAAAUGCCCCUGAACGUCGCCGACCUCAUCUAGACGCCCACGCUGCCAUCGCAUCUCCCUAGUACCCUCACCCGCCCGCAAUAUCACGACCUCUCAUAGCGUUGCCCUUUUCCAAAUUCUGCCCCAAAUGAUUCUCGGAACGGUUAGCAGUAGUAAUUACUCUAUUGCUGUUUGUGUUUCUCCCAUGUUUGUGUCAUGCCGCCGCCCAUGCGUGUCCUCUGUAACUACGCUAUGCGACCACUAUUACAUGAUUCUCG
Molecule: messenger RNA, 1415 nt
Organism: Punctularia strigosozonata HHB-11173 SS5
Lineage: Eukaryota; Fungi; Basidiomycota; Agaricomycetes; Corticiales; Punctulariaceae
Product: DEAD-domain-containing protein
Exons: 7
Coding region: 1-1191 (396 amino acids)
Molecular function (GO): ATP binding; RNA helicase activity; RNA binding
Source: RefSeq, a predicted model, not a curated record